This is a messenger RNA of Rhododendron vialii, 1581 nucleotides long. RefSeq lists its product as uncharacterized. The record is from RefSeq and is a predicted model, not a curated record. The transcript has 7 exons. The coding region runs from base 340 to 1128 and encodes 262 amino acids. Gene Ontology annotation, molecular function: zinc ion binding. NCBI's taxonomy places the organism in Eukaryota, Viridiplantae, Streptophyta, Magnoliopsida, Ericales, Ericaceae.
GUCCAGUCACUCCGAAAAUGGAACAGAGAUAUUCUGUUCCAGGUCGGUUAAAAGUCCAGGUCUGACUGGUGACAUACGUAUCUCUUACCAAUUACCAUCUCUCUCUCAAUCUGACUAUUCGAGAGUUUACUCGCGUCGACCACGAGCCCUAGAAAUUUGAUAUUGACCUGAAAUCUUUCCUGCUUAUAAAAUAUUUUCCAAUGCCUGAAUUUCGGAUCUCACGAGGAUCGUCGAAAAUUGUUGAAAACCAGGAUUCUUAGUUUGUGCUGAAAUGGUCAGUAGAAAUCGUAAGUUUGGCAAUGAAUCUCGCACUUUAAUACUAAUUUAUCAGUUUUCACGAUGCAAUUAGUAACGAAUGAGAGGCGGUUAGAAGAUAGUUCAGAGACAGAGCCCAUUUUGUGUCAGUCUAAUACAUUGCAAAGAUCUGAAGAAUCUUCACCUUCAUCUGCAUCUUCAUUUGAGAUAAGAACUGUGCCCAGAGAUUGUACUGUUUCUGCUGAUGAUGCACAUUGCGUUGAUGUGGAUGAAAAUUGCAACCUGGUGAAUGCAGACCAAUCGCAAUGUCGUAUUUGCCUUGAUAGUGGAGGGGAAGACUUGAUUGCACCAUGCCAUUGCAAAGGCACACAGAAGUAUGUCCACAGAUCAUGUCUUGAUAAUUGGAGGUCAACAAAGGAGGGAUUUGCUUUUGCUCACUGUACAGAGUGCAGGGCAGUGUUCGUAUUGCGUGCAAAUGUUCCUCCUGAUCGCUGGUGGUCGAGACUGAAAUUUCAGUUCCUUGUUGCAAGGGACCAUGCAUUUAUUUUUGUUAUUGUUCAGCUGAUUGUAGCGUUCUUAGGUGUGCUGGUCUACAAGUUUUAUGGAGAGGAACUAAGAGAGAUGUUUGGUUACGAGGAACACCCAUAUGGGUUUUACACAAUGGCCGUUUUGGCAAUCGUUUUGGUGGGGUUGCUGUAUGGCUUCUUUAUAGCAAUAAUAUGUGGACAAAGGAUCAAUGAACGCCACUACCAUGUUCUGGCAAAACAAGAACUGACUAAGGAGUACGUAGUAGAAGACCGAGAAGCUAAUGAGGAUAUUCCAGAACUUGAUCCCAGCCAUGUCACGGAGCUAAGAAUGUUGGGCCUCUUUUAGGCUGAAAUUUUGUGGCUUCCAUUGAUAUUGGUGCAUGCCAAUGUUCUCAUCCUUCUUCCAUUUUCGGAGAUCUCUAAGCAGCAUAUGCGCAUAUAUGCUCCAUAAAUUUUGUUACUUCUUCCUGUCACGCUAAAACUAGCCUUUAUCAGGGUCUGCCUUUUUGUGGCUGGUGAUGGUGUAUUUGCAGCUUUGACAUUGAGAGACUUGACGCGGAAGAUGCAAAUUGGUGAUUCUGUCGGCUAAAGAAGUUUACACCCAAUCUAGCUGAGUUACUACAUUUUACCUAACCACGCGAGCCAUAUCAACACGGCAAUAUCUUGUGUUGUCACCGAGCAAAAAAAAAUUAUCUUGUGUUUGUAUUCUUUGGUUUGGAUGGUAAGGAUAUACAUACCUGUUGUGCAAUUAAACCACAAUAGAGUGUGAUUACAGUAAAUAUAGGAUCGAUUGUUGGUU